AUGUCCCAACCCACCACCACUAUCAUUUUCACCUCUCCCUCCGCUGCUCCAACCACCAUCACAUGGAGCUCAUCCUCCACCCCACUUCCCAUCCUUCCUUCUCUCCCUGUCCACCCCACCCUUAAGCCACUUUCGGCUGUAACCACCCCCAACUCCUCCUCCCCUAUCACUGUCGCCCCAUCGACAGCUACUGACUUUCCGCCGCUCCCUGCACCGCCUCCGACGGGCUCCAAGCCAGCACGGAUCUCGACUCGACGUUCCACAGUCUCUGUGACGCCCACGCCCCCUCCGUCUGCGUCAUCCGCUGCUCAGGCUGGUCCUGCCCCCGCCAUCUCCCCCUGCAACCCGUCCCCCUGCCCCCUCACCACCCAGCCGUGA
This is a messenger RNA of Schistocerca americana (American grasshopper), 378 nucleotides long. Its product is annotated as vegetative cell wall protein gp1-like. The coding region runs from base 1 to 378 and encodes 125 amino acids. NCBI's taxonomy places the organism in Eukaryota, Metazoa, Arthropoda, Insecta, Orthoptera, Acrididae. The record is from RefSeq and is a predicted model, not a curated record. The transcript has a single exon.